UUUAGUUAUAAAAAUGUACAGUGCAUCAAAUUUAGAAUUGGGUGUCAGCGAUAUGUAAAUUCUAGGGGAGGUUCUCUAUAUUACAUCCUGCACUCAUCCUCCUAAAGUCCACAGCUCAACUGAAGAGACGCAGAAGUCAAAAUGGAACUGGAGGGCAUUUAUAAACAUGUUGCCCGCGAGACCUGCAGCAAGGGCAAUGAGCAGGGACUGGGCAGAGAUGAAGAUAUUUAUGCUAAUAAGGACCAAAAACUCAGCCAGACUGAAGCAAGAGCUCAAAACCAAAGAGGAAUUAAGUGUGUUGUGUUGAGCACAGUAUGCUUUGGCCUCAUGUGUAUUCUCCUUGUGGCCGCCAUUAUAGUACUGCAUAUCAAGCUCAUGGCAGAGAGAGAGACACAAGCUACGCACAUGUUACAGACAGGUUCAAGUUACCAAACUGAGAAGGACCAGGUACAAAACAGCAGCUCUUUGAGUCAGAAGAAUCUGGAGCUGGAGACCAGAGUCAAAGAUCUCACUGCUGAGAAAAGCCAGUUACAGAACAGUUUCAACUCUCUGAGCCAGAAGAAACUGGAGCUGGAGACCAGAGUCAGUGAUUUCACUGCUGAGAAAGGUCAGUUACAGAGAAAUUUUGACUCUUUGAGUCAGAAGAAACUGGAACUGGAGACCAGAGUCAAUGAUCUCACUUCUGAGAAAGGCCAGUUACAGAACAGUUUCAAAUCUUUGAGUCAGAGGAAACUGGAGCUGGAGAGCAGAGUCAAUAAUCUCACUGCUGAGAAAGUCCAGUUACAGAGAAAUUUUGACUCUUUGAGUAAAAAAAAUCUGGAACUGGAGACCACAGUCAGUGAUCUCAAUGCUGAGAAACGCCAGUUACAGAACAGUUUCAACUCUUUGAGUCAGAAAAAACUGGAGCUGGAGACCAGAGUCAAAGAUCUCACUGCCGAGGAAAGACAGUUACAGAGCAGUUUCAACUCUUUGAGUCAGAAGAAACUGGAACUGGAGACCAGAGUCAUUGAUCUCACUGCUGAGAAUGGCCAGUUACAGAACAGUUUCAACUUUUUGAGUCAGAAAAAACUGGAGCUGGAGACCAGAGUCAAAGAUCUCACUGCUGAGAAAAGCCAGUUACAGAGCAGUUUCAACUCUUUGAGUCAGAAGAAACUGGAACUGGAGACCAGAGUCAAUAGUCUUGCUGCUGAGAAAGGCCAGUUACAGAACAGCUUCAACUCUUUGAGUCAGAAGAAACUGGAACUGGAGAACACAGUCAAUGAUCUCACUGCUGAGAAUGGCCAGUUACAGAACAGUUUCAACUCUUUGAGUCAGAAGAAACUGGAGCUGGAUACCAGAGUCAAAGAUCUCACUGCUGCGGAAAGCCAGUUACAGAGCAGUUUCAACUCUUUGAGACAAAAGGAACUGGAACUGGAGACCAGAGUCAAUGAUCUCACUGCUGAGAAUGGCCAGUUACAGAACAGUUUCAACUCUUUGAGUCAAACGAAACUGGAGCUUGAGAGCAGAGUGAAAGAUCUCUCUGCUGAGAAAAGCCAGUUACAGAACAGUUUCAACUCUUUGAGUCAGAAGAAACUGGAACUGGAGACCAGAGUCAAUGAUCUCACUGCUGAGAAAAGCCAGUUACAGAGAAGUUUCAACUCUUUGAGUCAGAAGAAACAGGAGUUAGAAAGCAAAGUUGCAUCUUUGAAAGAUGAACUAAUGAAGAAAAAUACUAAACAAGUUUGCUUUUUCCUAUCCAAUGAGUCAAAGAGCUGGUCUGACAGCAGGCAGUACUGCAGGGAUCAAGGAGCUGAUCUGCUCAUUAUCAAGAGUGAAGUGAAGCAGAGGUUCAUAUCUUCAUUUGUCAAGGAGAGAGUGUGGAUCGGUCUGUCUGACAUUGAGAAUGAGGGCAACAUGAAAUGGGUGGAUAAUUCACCACUGAAUCAAGGGUUUUGGCUCAGAGGUGAACCAAAUGACGAAGGUGGAAGUGAGGACUGUAUUGAACUGAUGCCUGAAAAUCCCGUCCUGAACAACUGGAAUGAUCUGCCAUGCUCUGUGAAGAGAAAGGGAAUCUGUGAGACUUGAAGUUCCAACCUUAAAUGAUAUUUGAUCAUUUGUUCACUUUUAUGUAUUAUUUUAUGGAAUCAUUGUUAUUGUAAUUGCAGAAUUUCUGAUUGAGGUUUCCGUCAUGUCACUGCGAGUUUUGGAAUUUGCUUCUUUAUAUUAACAUGAAUAUUCUUGUCAUUUGAGGUCAAACAUAAUGCUUAUGAGUGGUUUACCUACUUGGAGGUGCUCGCCCCAGCGGAAAAACCAUAGGCCUACACUGUUGCCAAAUCGAUUACAGAAUAAACCAUCUAAACGCAGCUGAGGCCAAACUAAUCAACUAAAUCAAAUUGACCCAGUCAACACAUGAGAUCAUGCGAUGAUCACAGUGACAUCACAUCAUUCUCAUACUGUGAUUCUCAAAAAGGUGACCUAACUUCUAAAUAAAUCAUUAACUAGUCUAUUUUGCAUGUUUAUAUACUGAUCUUUUACAAUUUUAUUGCUAACACUUGUCAUAAACACCUUGCAAAACUUUUAAUUGGCUUGAUAUAAUCCCUCAAAAUUUGUGUCUUGCAUUUCACCAUGCUUGAGUCACACCCAGACUUCAACAUUCAUCAUGCAAAACACAAUGGUAACAAUUGAAUUUUAUUGAAAGUAAAUAAUCAAGUAAACUCUAUGUUAUUUUUUAGUUACUAGAACUCUUGUGUAAGUGAACUAUACUAAUUAAGCAUUUGUCAGUACAUCAUACUAUUCCUAUUUCACUUUACUUUACUUUUUUUUUUUUUUUUUUAAGGCAAUCGGUUUGCGUGCUUUUUAAGUAAGUCUAACUAAUUAUAUUUCCCAGUGUGUAAGCUCAUAGUUUGAGCACACAGUGAGACGCUGUAAGGUUACACGUUUAGCUUGCUGUGACCUCACAUUGUGACCACAUCAUGAGUAUCCUGGGAGUUAAUGGUGAGAUAACUGUGAGAUCAAAUUGUUGACUGGGAACAAAAAUGUAACUAUAAUUGUAUAGGUUACACUUUAUUUUACAGUAUGUAUACUUGCAGUGUAGUUACCCAAGAAAGUACUGUAUAGGUAACUACAUGGGUUAAGGUUAAGUUCAGGGUUAUUAACUAGUUAUAACCCAGUUAUUAUAAUUGCUUUAAUAAGUACAUAUAUGUACAUGUUGGAACAGGACUGUAAAAUAAAGUGCUACCACUGUA
This is a messenger RNA of Ctenopharyngodon idella (grass carp), 3224 nucleotides long. RefSeq lists its product as uncharacterized. The record is from RefSeq and is a predicted model, not a curated record. The coding region runs from base 142 to 2064 and encodes 640 amino acids. The transcript has 5 exons. Lineage: Eukaryota; Metazoa; Chordata; Actinopteri; Cypriniformes; Xenocyprididae.